AUGUCAGGAAAUCCAGCUUCGCUCAAGGGUAUUAAAACAUCCAUACAUCUCAUCACUCGCUGCCCAGCAGCUCCCCCAACUCUCCCCCAAAGCCACCGUACCCCCGCCCUGCGCGUCGUCCUCCGAAAAUCAUGGACGAAACUCACCGCCGAGCUGGUCGCGCCCGGCGCCGCCACCCCAACCUACGUCGCCACGCUCCCCAAGGCUGGGGGCAUUCUCAUCCUGCACGAUGGGCCCAACGAGACCGACCCGCCGCUCGCGCACGCCCGCGGGGUGGAUGAAGCUCGCCAUGACCAUUGCGAGCCCCGCCGGUGCACCGCCGGGCGUGGGCGGGGAGGAAAGAUCACCAUGCACCACAACGUGGGGAUGAAGGAGACCUUCUCGUUCGCCAUGGAGGUGGGCCACGGCGCGCAUCGACGCGUGGAGUGGUUCGAGUGGCGGCGGUCGCACGGCGACGACGUCCGGAGCGUGGGGCAGGCGAGCUCCGGGUGGAAGCUGAUCCGCCUAGGCGCCGGCGAGGAGGUGGUGGCGGUGUGGGCGGAUAACAAGAAUUGGAUGUCGAUGAGCAAAGUGGGCGAGCUCCAGUUCCGCGGGAACGGGGCGACGGGGAGAUGGGGAUCCGGUGGAGCUUGA
Messenger RNA from Parascedosporium putredinis, 633 nucleotides. Lineage: Eukaryota; Fungi; Ascomycota; Sordariomycetes; Microascales; Microascaceae. The record is from the annotation of a GenBank genome assembly.